AGGACGUAAUCGUCUUCUUCGAGACAUUCUUAUUCAAACUCGAAUAUCUUUCGAUACAACAAUGAUAUCGAAAAAAAAAAAAUCCCACAUCUCCAGAAUUAAAAGGGCUUUCCAAUUAUUCCAUGUGAAUAAUUAUUGGUUAAUUAGGCUCUUUGUGAUCUAUCGAAAUACAUCGAUAUCUCAAUCCACAAUCGUUUGACAGCGCCGCCAUUAAUUCCCCUCUCAUUUCUCGUUUCAGAUUUAUCCAGAUUUAUUUAUUCCUUAUCAGACAGUUUUGUUUACACUUCCUCAUGAUUUAUCUCCUGUUUUCAAUUGUUUAUUGCUUUGUUUAACACGGAUUUAACAGUUAAUAUUCAUCAAAAUGGUGAAUUUCGGAUGUAUUCCUCUCAUCGCAAUGUCUCCAGCUGCAAAAAAUAUUUUUUCCACUUUAUUAAAUCCCCCAAAAGUCCUGCAGACCUGUGAUAAAUCUUUUAGGGAUUGGAGAGGAUUUGCUGAUGUCCUGGGGAUCACUGGUGAUGCUAAUGGAAUAAUAACAUCCAGUCUGGACCCAACAGCUGCUAUUUUUGAUAUUUUAAAAACGAGAAAGGAGAGAGUGACCUUCGAGCACCUGGUGAAGGCCCUGGAGAAGAUCGACAGGUGGGACGUACUUGACGAUGCAUCAGAUAUCCUGGAGAAAGAUGGCAAAGUCUACCUGGAGAGACUGGAGAAAGUCAAUGCUCCAGAGGUUGACGCAAUGAUUGACAGCAAAAUGUUGACUUAUGACGACGUUGUGAGGCUGGAGUCUGGCCAGCCGAUGCAGACGUAUGACGCCUUUCUCCUCUUCGCUGAAGAAGAUUCAUCAUUUGCUGAUGAGAUAAUCGAGAACCUCGAGAGGAGGGGAAAUCUACGGCUCUGCACGAGGGACAGAGAUUUAAUAAGUCGUGGUGAGAGAUUUGAGCCCGAGGUAUUGAUGGAGCUCAUCUCCGAGAGGUGUACGAGAUUAAUUGUCGUGCUGUCUCCGAAUUUCAUCAAGAGCCCAGUCAACACUUUUCUGAUGGAUUUCGGCCAGACGACCGGUCUUCACGAGCGCCGAAGAAAAAUUGUUCCAGUACUCUAUCAAGACUGCAAAAUUCCAAUUCAAAUGCGUCACACUGUCAUGCUUCAUUACAACAGAAUGGGAAUGUACAAUUUUUGGGAACGAUUUAGAAAUUGUAUCCGUACAGUAUCACCAGCUGUCGUUUGUGAUUCAAGAAAUUAUCCGUCGAGAGAAGAAGUUCCAUCGAGAGUUCCAUCGAUAGUUCCUGAGAUGUGUCCUGAGGCGGAUGGAGAAGUUCUGGAUGAAAUAACUCCUGGGGGAGCUCCUGGACAAGUCACUCCCAGGAAGAAAUCAUUCUUCAGGUUUGCGAAGAGAAAAAAUGAGAAGAGGGACGACUCCGUGGUACAAUUACCAUCUUUGAGUGGAUUGGAUGACCUUGGAGAGAUAAAUACUCAGGAGAUGGUGAGGAAACCUAGGGGAACGGGAGUUGCUAAGAAAAUUAAAGCUCUUGUGCUGAGAUCCUGAUGAAUCUAGUGCAGCCAUCCCCGAGGACAAUUUAUUCAAUAAAUAUCACAAUGCAAUUAAAAUAAAAAAUUCCUAGAGUAUUCCAUUUUCAAUUCAACACCUCCAGGUGAUUUAUCUCAAUUUAAAAUUGAAUUAUCAAGAUAAAAUCGAAUGCAAUCUUGCGAUUGAAAGUUCCUGUACAGUUAAAUAAUUAUUAAUUUUUAAUAUAGAUGUUUAUUUUUGUAAAUA
Molecule: messenger RNA, 1768 nt
Organism: Fopius arisanus
Lineage: Eukaryota; Metazoa; Arthropoda; Insecta; Hymenoptera; Braconidae
Gene: Myd88
Product: myeloid differentiation primary response protein MyD88
Exons: 3
Coding region: 362-1540 (392 amino acids)
Biological process (GO): Toll signaling pathway; defense response to Gram-positive bacterium; MyD88-dependent toll-like receptor signaling pathway
Cellular component (GO): plasma membrane
Molecular function (GO): TIR domain binding; Toll-like receptor binding
Source: RefSeq, a predicted model, not a curated record